Messenger RNA from Schistocerca nitens (vagrant locust), 669 nucleotides. RefSeq lists its product as uncharacterized. Lineage: Eukaryota; Metazoa; Arthropoda; Insecta; Orthoptera; Acrididae. The transcript has a single exon. Bases 1 to 669 code for a protein of 222 amino acids. The record is from RefSeq and is a predicted model, not a curated record.
AUGAAGGUUUUAUGCUGCUUCAGGAUGGAGGAUGCUAACCCUGUAACUGUACCUACAGACCAUCAUCAUCAGUUGUGUGCUGACCUGCAUAGGGGGGAGAAGGACAUGUCCAAUGUUACAUAUAGGCAAGCUGUGGGUAGUCUGAUGUAUUUGUUGAUAGGAACAUGCCCAGACAUCAUUUUCGCAGUCAGCAGUGCCAGUCAGCAUCUCGAGAAACCAAUGAAAAUAUAUUGGAGUGUUGCGAAAAGGAUCCUGAAAUAUGCUAGAGGCACUAUGGACUAUGGACUUCAUUUUCCAUCAAAGGAGGAGAAUCACCUUCAUGCCUACUGUGAUGCAGACUGUGCUGGUGAUGUGGAAACUAGGAGAUCCACAACUAGUAUGUUGUUAAAGCUCAGUGUAUCCACAAAGCAGGGAGUGGUAGCACUUUCUAUAACUGAGGCUGAAUACUUUGCAGCUAGUCAGACAGUGGGAGAAAUUGUUUGGGUGAAAAGUUUGCUCAAUGACUUGGCUUUGUUCAGCAAAAUAAAAACAACUUUGAACAUUCACAAUUUAAGUGCAGUGAAACUUAUUAGAAACCUGGAGUUUCAUCAAAGACGUAAGCUUAUUGAUGUAUAUUAUCACUUUGUGUGCUAUAAGUACAAGGAGAAUGAGUUUGUACUAGAGCAAUGA